AUGAAUCAGUUAUCGUCAGACAACAGUCCUUACCAUAAACUUCAGGCUACAUCUAAGUUUAUACACACAUAUAAUGAAAGUAAAGUCAAUAAAAUUGAAGAUGUGCCAAAAGAAGGCAAAGACGGUAAACUUAUGGCCAUUAUAUCACCGAUCCAGGGUCCGGGCGUUAACAGUAAAAGCAAUAUAUAUGGAGGGCUGCAACUGACAAGAGAACGUCUACAGUUUAAUGGAGACAGUAAAAAUACACCAACAGAGAAUACAGAGAAUACAAAUAACAAAGUAACGACUAAAACGGGAACACCACUAUCAAUUGCUGAGAAUCAGAAUAUCGAUGUGAAGGAACUAGCCAAGUAUGGGGAAAACGAGAAUACCAAUAAAAAAGGACCGACCAACAACUGGACACCAUCGUCACAUGCUGAGAAUCAGACUGUUCAUUUAAGGGAACCAGCUGAGUCUGAAGCAAAAGAAUGUUUAAAGAAAUAUGAAGCUAUAGUUCACAAAAUCAACCGUCAGACAGAAAUCUUAACUUGUGCUGGAGACGAAACUAGAAAUGAAGUAAAAGAUUUGGAAGACUAUGUUGAGAUAGACUGGAUUAAAGUAUUUAAAGAGUUAGUUCCGAAUCUACCAGCUGAUGAUACAUGGAAGUUUUUCGCCAUGGAACUCUUACAUUUUUGCCAGCAAAAAUGUGGCAAACCACAAGAUAUCGACAAUAAAAUAAAGGAAAUUGAUAACAUCACGAACAGAAAGCGUAAAGGAGUGUUUUUAGCCUACCAUGAAGUUUUGAAUACCUGGAAGAAUAUUAUGGCCAAAGAUGCUGAUUUCGACCAGAUCAAACAGGCGUUACAAGCAUUCGACAACAACAUUAUAAUGGAAGAGUUUGAAAAAAUAAAAAAUGGUGGUUCCUUUAGUGCUGCAAAAACUACAUUAGCUGAAAAAUGUUGGAAAUAUCCAAGCAUGUUUAAAUUGAUAGAACUGUUUAGCUAUGAUAAUAAAGUCAAUAAAACUGAAGAUGUGUCAAACGAAGGCAAAGAAGGUAAACUUAUGGCCGUUAUAUCACCGAUCCAAGGUCCGGGCGUAAACAGUAAAAGCAGUAUUUGUGAAGGACUGCAACUUACAAGAGAGCGUGUACAGUUUAGCGGAGACAGUGAAAAUACACCAAAAGAGAAUACAGAGAAUACAAAUAACAAAGGACAAACUAAAAAUGGAGCACCGCUAUCAAUUGCUGAGAAUCAAAAUAUCGAUGUGAAGGAACUAGCCAAGUAUGAGGAAAACGGUACACAUUCACAGAAAAUAAAUUGGAUACAGGUUUUCUUACAGCUGGCUAGGUCCUUCCCGCCAACACAAUGGGAGAUGUUUGCGCUACAUUUACUUAGCAAUUGUCCACGGGUCAGACACAUCAAUGUACAUGAUACAAUUGAAGAAAUUAAACUUGAGGCUCGUAAUGAGCAUACCACUGGGUGGAUUUGUCACGCGUACAUAAAGGUGUUCAAGAAGUGGCUUGAAAUCGUGGGUGACACGGCGGAAAACCUCGAGCAAAUAAAACAAGCCGUCUAUGAGUGUAUAGAAUCAAAGGAAGUGAAGGAUAGUGUCCUAUUGAUAAUAAGGGACCCUCCAAAAUUGCCAUGUGUUGCAAGAGAAAUUGAGCAAACUCCAAAACAUCCAGUUUCAUAUGUUCAACCAUGCUAUGCAUUGCACGAUAUUGAGACACCAAGUGCAUCGUGUAGCAUUCACUACAGCUCAAGACAAGUACAAAGUAUUCAGUCAUCUCGUUACGGUACCUGUUCAAGGUUUUUGCCAUGCUCUGCAACAUUACAAUCCCUCCCUAAUGGUCAGGCCAUGCAAGCCUCAUUUCAGUACACCGAAAUGAACUUUGAACCAAAUUGUAAUGACGAGUCUCAAACGCUUCACAAGGAACAAGGUAAAGGCAAAAAGCGAAAAACAUCACAAUUUCAAGAUAAAAUGAAAUUAAGUAAGCUUGAAAGUUAUGCAAGAGAUAAUGCAAAACAAAAUUUACUUUCCAAUCUCAUACCAAUCCGCCAGUGUGACUAUGAUAUUUACAUGGAACAUGUAGUGGAUCUUGUUAUGAAAGAAUGUAAUGUGAACAGAAAAAUUGUUUUGUCAAUCACAUAUAAGACUUUUUGCGAAGUUGAAGAAGUUACAACAAAACGAAAUGAAAAGCUGUACAUCGUAUAUUGUGGCAGCCCAAAACUUAUUCUGAAAAAAGAAGUUUACAAUGAUUUUGAUAUCUACGGGAAUAUUGUGCGACCAAAACUCCUUGCAUACCUUGACGCGCAGAAAAUUGAAUAUGAUACGUCAGAUGCAAAUACAUUUUUAUUUUUAUCGUUUAACGGCAAUGCAGCUUUCGGACAGCUGGAUGUUCACAGAAAACGUGAAAAGAUAGCAGAGAAACCAACAAUCACGCAGUUGCAUUCUCUACAAGAACUGGUUUCUACAGCAAGUAGUAAAGAAACAAAUGGUUUUGAUAAAAAUGAAAAUAAAGAAAUAACAGAAAUCCAGUACACUCGUAAACACAAAAAACAAGCAACAUGUACAAGUUCUGAUUGGCCGCAAAGUAUUGAACAGCCUGCCGAUGGCCCCGUACACAGCAACCAGUCAGCAGAAGCUGCUACCCACAUAAAUGAAAAACACGUAAAUGAUUUCCAGCGUAAAGAACAUGGAACUACUAACAAGGAUUAUACUCACAGUCUAACUAGAAUUAAGGGAGUCACUUCUGAAGUUACAGGUCAGACAAAAGAAUUCGUUAGCAAGAAUGUGGAGAUUGGAAAUGAAAUGAAAAUCCUGAAGAGCACGGAUAUGAACAAGAAAUGUGAGACAGUACUUGACGACAGAGACCCUCUUGCGCUUAAAAUUGAAGUGGACGAUGAAUUGAAAGAGAUCUGUGAUUCAUUUUUUCAGACAGGUGAAGAGUCCUUUACAAUAGACAAACCAGAUACAAUACCCGAUAUACUCAGUUCAUUUGUUGAUCAAGACUCGGUGGAACAAUAGAAUAUGAAUAGCAGUAGUGUGACACUUCAUCCCAAAUUUCAAAUAGUUGAAGUGCAUUCUAUAAAAUUCGCCAAUGAUUUGUUUUAGAAAUAUACUCGUAUUUGAGGCUAGGUUUCAUAGAGGUCAAACCAGUACAAAUUAGAAACAACGUCAGUAUAUCGUUAAUUUGUCGGUCAACUUGAUACAACAACAUUGAAGCAGACAUCAUGCAAAUGUCGUAACAAUUUUACAAGUAGAGGAUAUUUUGGUACCGUCUAUUCCACAAAUUAAAUACUGAGCACAUUGGCUGUAUACUUUUAGUGGUGUAUACGUAUAGAGUGAACUUUGAAUGAUCUAAAAACUUUAUUUGUUAGAAACUUCUCCUUUAUGUCAACAAACAUCUCAUACUUAGUGCAUAUACACAUUUUUGUCAAAAUUUAGGAACUAAACUUUACAAUACAAUACAUAAAAGCCGCACAGUACUGAUCAUAAAUCAAAACGGAUGACUCUUGAAAAAUAUUUUCGCAAAAUAUAGCUUCUUUACGUAUUUUCGUGAUGAGAGCUAUUCGUUUCGCGUAGUUACUGACACUAACUUCGUUUCGUUUAUGUCGUCAAUUUUACGGUACGGAACAAUGUUUUGUUGCGUUUCUGCGGUUAGCUAUUUAUAAUUUCGGCAUUAAUUAGCCAUUUAACAUCAAAUCAAAGAGAGGGUUAUAUGAUUGUCAAGACGAAUGAAAAUGCAAACACAUUUAGUUUGUCGUAAAAGUUAUCGUAAAUUGUCGCUUUCCGCUUCCGGUGGUACAUAUGCACAUGCAAAUUGUGUGUGUGUAUUUUUGUCGUCAGUAUAGAACAUAGACACUUUUCUCAUGACUUAAGUUAACAAUUAUUUUUAAGUCGUCCAGAGAGAGAGAGAGAGAGGCCUUGCAAGAAAUUAAGUAUGAUUAAACUUUUUAAUAAUAAUAAUAAUCUAAUGAUAAUAAUUUCAUUUUAACAAGGUGGCAUAUUAAGAGUAUAUACCAUACAAAAUACUUAUUUCCAAUAUCAGUAUCUACAGCAAUAUUAGUAACAGUACUAAUACCAAAUGAUAACUUGAUUCUCGCGAGGACGCGCCCGUUUCAUGAUAAUCAAAAUAUCAAAUUAUAUACAUGUAUUAUGGAAAAGUAAAUAUCAGUAUUCCUUUCAUAUUAGCUACGCGUUAAGUAAAUAGCAACAUAAUUCAGUGGGGUAAGAUGCAUAUAACAGAUCGUUUUGCACGAAGGGUUCGGAUCCUCAUGAUUUAUUUUCAGGUCAGUUUUGUUUGUUUUUAUUAUCCGUUUUUACUUUUUAUUAACAUGUUUUUCGUUUCUUUCUUUGGUGAUCUGUAUUUAUACGUAUGUUUUAUAACAUAUUUUCACUAUAAUAUUCCUAUUUAUAUGCUUUUGUACAUGCAUAUGCAUUUAACUAAUAUCAUCUUUCAUAUUACACUAAACAUUUCUCUGCCAAUUCGGCUUCGGAAAUUUCUCUGCCGUUGUGUCAUAGAGAAGAUAAUGAACAUACAAUGUAUAAAGGAAUAAAUAUCUUUGAUGCAAAAAUAAAAGGAAAAUUAAUUGCCGUCUCUGAGGUUCAAACUCGCCAGAAAAGUAAGAUCUGUUGAAUAUUAUUCCUACGCUUAACCUCUGAACUACACUUUUCAAGAUAAACACGUUCUAAGGCGUUUUACAUAUAGCAAACGCAGCUCUACUAGUACAGACACAGAGCGAUCUGACCAGAGGGACAGAGUGAGAUAAAGCCUCCAGAACAGAUAGAGAGCAAUCAUUUUAGACACAGGCCUGUCCACCUCACUUAGCCUAGCUCUUUGCGGGUAGACAGUCUGGUUCUUUACCGUGCCUGGUGUAUAGCACCGAUACACGCGAAGCCGUCUUUCCUGGGAAGAACCAGUACAGGCCUCUUAGUUAGGUGGGAGACACUCAAGAGCAUCUCAGAAAUUUCCAGUGCCUGGACCGGGAUUCGAACCCCGGACCUCUGGAUUGACAGUCAAGCGUGUUACCACUAGACCACCGGCCCACCUAAUUCAACUUAUUCAACUCGUUAAAUAAAUUCUGUAUGAAAAGACACUCAUGUAAUAUCCUCUAUUUACUAAAACGGCGUAUGCUGUUUGCAAAUAGACAUUUAGCCAUUCCGUUUUAAAAAUCUAAUACUUUCUGAAACAUAAUUUCAUUCUUGUAUUUACAAAACAUUACAUUUCAUAGUUGUCUUUAUCACGUAAAUGUAUGUAGUAAUUUUCAAGUUACCUACAUAGAAGAUUGUAUAAUUGCGUGACAAAGUACAAACAAGCCGUUGCAUAUAUAUGAACAUAAACAAACAUCAGUCGAAAAUAAUCUGAAUUUUCAUUUGUAUUCCGCGGUAAACAGAAAGCCGUAUUUUUUUCGAAUAAAAUGUUAGAACAUAUUUCAAGAAGAUGUGUUAUUAAGUAUAAUCUAAGGUGCAACUGGCGGUAAAUGAUUUCUUUUGCAUAGGGAAUGUUAUAAAUGAAUAUGAAAUAAUGUACUUUUUAUGUAACACCCUCCCCACAUGCAUGUUAUGUUUGGAUGGGACCAUUAGCGUUGCCCUCGCUCGCUCGUCCGCUUGACCGUCUGAACCUAGCAGGAAUAAUAUGCAGCUUCGAAGUUGCAACAUAUUCGCAAAAUACUUGUUUUUGAUAUAAUUAAUCUUUUGAAACUACUGCAUCUAAACAAACUCAGAUGUACAGAAAGAUUCAACCAGUCAGAUUUGAACAUUGGGCAAAUGGACGUACCCGCUUCUGUUACUUGUUGAGAUGUCGUCAGUAACAAAUGUUGAGCAAGUUAAUACCGAUAGAGAGUUCGGAAACAGUAACAGUUAUAUUGUCCGUAUAACGUUACUACCUACAAUGCUAAA
Molecule: messenger RNA, 5880 nt
Organism: Mercenaria mercenaria
Lineage: Eukaryota; Metazoa; Mollusca; Bivalvia; Venerida; Veneridae
Exons: 16
Coding region: 1-3006 (1001 amino acids)
Source: RefSeq, a predicted model, not a curated record